Molecule: messenger RNA, 360 nt
Organism: Lottia gigantea (owl limpet)
Lineage: Eukaryota; Metazoa; Mollusca; Gastropoda; Lottiidae
Exons: 1
Source: RefSeq, a predicted model, not a curated record
ACCAAUUACCAAUACUGUACUACAGUCUAUAAGAUAAGUAUUUAUACAGUAAAACAUUAUACCAAUUACCAAUACUGUACUACAGUCUAUAAGAUAAGUAUUUAUACAGUAAAACAUUAUACCAAUUACCAAUACUGUACUACAGAAUAUAAGAUAAGUAUUUAUACAGUAAAACAUUAUACCAAUUACCAAUACUGUACUACAGUCUAUAAGGUAAGUAUUUAUACAGUAAAACAUUAUACCAAUUACCAAUACUGUACUACAGUCUAUAAGAUAAGUAUUUAUACAGUAAAACAUUAUACCAAUUACCAAUACUGUACUACAGUCUAUAAGAUAAGUAUUUGUACAGUAAAAAUUUAA